Drosophila takahashii is the source of this 1599-nucleotide messenger RNA. It is a transcript of the gene Jheh2, whose product is annotated as Juvenile hormone epoxide hydrolase 2. NCBI's taxonomy places the organism in Eukaryota, Metazoa, Arthropoda, Insecta, Diptera, Drosophilidae. Gene Ontology annotation, molecular function: epoxide hydrolase activity. Gene Ontology annotation, biological process: epoxide metabolic process. The record is from RefSeq and is a predicted model, not a curated record.
UCGCACACGCCCAGAUGUGCAGUUGAAAAUUUAUAUAUAGCUGAAAUAGAAUAUAGUAUAUCCCCAUGGCGAAUAUCUGGGCGCGGUUCCUGGUCGGAGGCCUAACUAUCCUGCUGGCCGUUGGCUACAAGAACUAUCGGGAUCUUUCUGCGCCAGGAAAGAGGCCCGAUCUGGAUAAUAAUGCUUACUGGGGUCCGGCGUUAAAGGAACCCUAUCGUGAGAACAAGGCCAUCCUGCCCUUCGAUAUCAGCGUGAAACCCGAGAUAAUUGAGGAUCUGAAGAGCCAACUAAGUCGUCCCUUGAAGGCCCAGGAGCCGCUGGAAGGCGUGGCCUUUCAGUACGGCUUCAAUGCCAAGGAACUGGCCAAAGUGGUGAAAUACUGGCGUGAUAACUAUCUGGCCAAGUGGAGCGAACGCGAGCAGUUCCUCAAGAAGCUGGAUCACUACCAAACUGAGAUUCAGGGUUUGAAAAUUCACUUUAUUCAUGCCAAGCCGAGCCAGGUGAAAGGCCAGAAGCCCAAGAAGGUUCUGCCUCUGCUCCUGAUGCACGGAUGGCCAGGAACCGUUCGCGAAUUCUACGACUUCAUCCCCCUGCUGACCACGCCCAGUGAUAAGAGCGACUACGUCUUCGAGGUGAUUGCACCCAGUCUGCCGGGCUACGGAUGGUCUCAGGGCUCUUCAAAAACUGGAUUCGGAGUGGCCCAGGUGGCCGUGGUGAUGCGCAACCUGAUGCUACGAGUGGGAUUCGAGAAGUUCCUGGUGCAGGGCGGCGAUUGGGGCUCGAUAAUCGGAUCCAAUGUGGCCUCACUUUUCCCCGAAAACGUACUGGGCUACCAUUCAAACAUGUGCGGCAACAACAGUCCGCUGGGUCAAUUUAAGACCCUGUUGGCCUCGUUCUUCCCCAGCUAUUUUGUGGACAGCCAGUAUGCCGAGUUCUACAAGGGAUUGGGCGGCCUUUUCAGCACCAUUUUGGAGGAAAUGGGAUAUGCGCACAUACAGGCUUCCAAGCCAGACACUAUUGGAAAUGCCCUGAUCGACAAUCCAACUGGACUGGCCAGCUACAUUCUGGAGAAGUUCUCCACGUGGACGAACCCUUCGUUUAGAUCGCUUCCCGAUGGCGGACUUACCAAGAGAUUCACCUACGAUCAGCUUUUGGACAAUGUAAUGAUCUAUUACGUGACCAAUUCCAUUACAACCUCCAUGCGCCUGUACUCGGAGUCCAUGGUCACGUCGCAGAUUGGCUUGAAUGUGGAUUCCCUGCCCAUCCAGGCCAAGGCUGGAUGCACCCGUUUCGCCCACGAGAUCGUCCACUCCCCUGACUCCGUUUUGGCCAACAAGUUCCCCAAUCUGGUGCACAGUACCCACCACUCGGAUGGCGGUCACUUCCCUGCUUUCGAGCUGCCCCAGACGUUGUACGAUGACUUUGUGAGCUUUGUCAAGAAGGCUGAGUUCUCCUAAGGGAGCUGUUUUUUUACUAGUCUUAAGAAUGCAUUGUAUAUUUCCAUUUUGUGCUUCAAAGGAACAGCAAUGUCUGUUGCGAAAAUUAAAACAAAUCGGUUGGUGAUUGUGUUUGCCUUAUCUGCUUUGAAAAAAGAAAGCU